AUGAUCGCAGUCGGCGUCGGAGUCGGGACAGCAUACUACGUGGUGGCUCCCGAGUAUGCGGAUGGUGGCCUUGGAGCCGAGGUCAUCCCGGAAAGGCAGAGGAAGAACGUUCCUGUAUCUCCGAUAGGUCCCCCUCCUCACUUGAACGCCAUCCCACCACUUUCAGCAACAGAGCAGAAACACGACUGUUGCGGUAAGCCCCUUUUCUACGGCACGGGGUAA
This is a messenger RNA of Cryptococcus wingfieldii CBS 7118, 222 nucleotides long. RefSeq lists its product as hypothetical. The coding region runs from base 1 to 222 and encodes 73 amino acids. The transcript has 3 exons. The record is from RefSeq and is a predicted model, not a curated record. NCBI's taxonomy places the organism in Eukaryota, Fungi, Basidiomycota, Tremellomycetes, Tremellales, Cryptococcaceae.